AUGGCCGAUUUCAGUCCCCCAGAAUCAUGUAGCAAGGACAUCAUCCCGUGGUGGGCCCCAUUCACGGUGACAUGUUUUAUCCUAUGUGGUGCAAUCGGCAUGAAGGUUUUUCGGGCAGUGCGGCUCUUCCUUCGUCGGCACGAGAGUCAUUUUGAACCCAAGCAAACAAAACAAAGUAUCCAAAGGUCCCAAGUGAUCCCAGAUGUCGAGCGAGGUAGAAUACUUCGCAUGUAUUGUAAAGACAAUGGCGAUAAUAGCGAAGAUCAGUGCACGGAAGUGGAGUCAAGUGAUGACAUUUCAGAAUGUGAGAAUAUUUACGGAAAGAAGCAGUCCGUGACGACCAGUCAUAGAUUUACAGUUCAUGCAUUACAGGAAGCACCGCAAGAGCCGGAUUCCCCCGAAAUUCAUCCGAGUUCGCGCUUUCAUCGUCUAAGUUCGGUCAAAUAUGGUAAAGUUUGGCCCCCUUGGGGAAGUACAUUAAAAUUAAAAACGAAGAAGCCAUUUGACUUUGGCACGGAGGAGAAAGACUCUUCAACAGACGACCUUGACCGGUGGGGUCAACUAAAGCAGCGACUUCGGUUGUACUUUAGAGGACCAUCUGCUCGACAGAAGCUCAAUCUGAAGUUGUACUGUGAACGAUACACGACGGUUUCCUACCGCGCUGGUAUAGUAAUGAUUAACGCCUACGAGUUAUUGCUGCGACCAGUGAAUUUGGAGGCUGCUGAGUGGGUUGCGUUCACAGGGUCUCAGAACACCGAUCUUUCUCUACGCCAACCUCCGUUCAGUGCUCAAGGUGUAUGCUUCAGUUUGAAGAGCAAAAUACUGGCGUGGCUCAAUUUCAUCAUCAAUUUAUAUUGUUUGGGAUAUUAUAUACUUCGAUAUUGCGCCGCAACGGAUCGAUUGAACUUUGUACUAAGCUACACGUCACUCAUCGAACUCGUGGCGAUUCCGCCGUCAUUGCUUGCAGCUUUCCAAUCUCAUCGACAUUACGAAAAGCUACUAAUCCACGAAUUCUUUCUUGAAUUGUUCUACACAGAUUUGAACUUUGUCCGAGCCACCUGCCUUUUCAAUUACGUCGACGUAAUGACCUAUUUGGGAGCCAUCAAAUCUAAUCAGAGCAUUCAGUCGGCGCGAAUAUGCUUCGCACUGUUUACAAUGUGGAUGGUUGGAAGUGGACUAAUGCACGGGAUUGAUCAUUUAGGUGACUUUUGGGAGGAUAAACCACAUGAAGGUAGUUGGAGUUAUUUCGAGGCCUGCUACUUCUUGCUGGUUACCCUGUCAACUGUGGGUUAUGGAGACUAUGCUGCAAAUACAACGCUUGGGAGGCUCUUCAUUUGCAUAUUUAUUCCAGUAGCGAUGGGUGUAUCGGCCAGUUUUAUCCCGGAGCUCUUUCGUAAUUUCAACACGAACACCAGUGAUUUAACUGCAAAAUAUGAAUCAAUACAUGGAGAGAGGCAUGUUCUUGUUUGCGGGAACUUUGAUAACAGAAGCCUGCAGACAUUCAUCAACGGAUUCCUUUCGGGUGGUGGGACGAAAGGUCGUGAGCGGAUGAAUAUCGUCAUUCUCAGACCCCUCCUCAGUCCCUUUCAUGCAUGGGUUCGCUAUUUUGUCGGAACCCCAAACAACCCCCAGGAUUUGCAACGAACGAAAAUGCGGGACGCUCGAGCCGCGAUUGUUCUGGCCACUCCUAAUGCGAAACAUCGUGAUGCGGAGGACGGUGCCAACAUUAUGCAAGCGAUUGCUUUAAAGGCACGGAAGAAGACGCUCCGAGUUGUAGUGCAACUACACAACUUCAAAAAUAAGGUAAAAAGAUUAUUUGCCAGAUCUCGAUCCACUUACCAACCUGGCAGAAGAGAAUCUGUGGAUGUUGCGCGAACAGUCCCCAGUAAAGUUCAGUGGAUUACUGAGGUACGCAAACCGUCGCACCAAAACAAGGUCCGAUCUCUUCGCGUCCUUCAUGCGAUGUUUCAAGAUGCCACAUGCCUCCUCAACAAUUAUCCAAGGUGGACAUAUUUGGUGAAUGAUAUGGUAGUCUGCAUGGAAGAACUGAAGCUCGGUUUGCUUGCCUACAACUGUCUUGCACCAGGAUUUGCAACGCUUAUCCUCAAUUUGCUGAAUAUUCACGGGAACAGGAAACCCAUGUCACAAAAGCUGGAACGGUGGCGGGAGGAAUACGAGUACGGGUUCCGGAUGGAAAUGCAUGACGUUGGAAUUAGUCAUGAAUUCAACAACAUCCGGGUACAAGAACUUAUCUCGUUCGACAUGCGCUUCACACCUGCAAAAUGUAAAGUGCUACUGUAA
Messenger RNA from Opisthorchis viverrini, 2301 nucleotides. RefSeq lists its product as hypothetical. Gene Ontology annotation, molecular function: large conductance calcium-activated potassium channel activity. Gene Ontology annotation, biological process: potassium ion transport. The coding region runs from base 1 to 2301 and encodes 766 amino acids. The record is from RefSeq and is a predicted model, not a curated record. NCBI's taxonomy places the organism in Eukaryota, Metazoa, Platyhelminthes, Trematoda, Opisthorchiida, Opisthorchiidae. Gene Ontology annotation, cellular component: membrane. The transcript is spliced from 13 exons.